Messenger RNA from Lathyrus sativus (Indian pea), 753 nucleotides. The record is from the annotation of a GenBank genome assembly. Lineage: Eukaryota; Viridiplantae; Streptophyta; Magnoliopsida; Fabales; Fabaceae.
AUGAUCAAGCCUCCUGAUGGCACUAAAUGGAAAGUGUUUUGGAAAAACAUCAAUGGUGACAUUUGGUUUGAAAAAGGUUGGAAAACCUUUACUCGAAAUUACUCCCUUCAACAUGGUUGUUUGGUAGUCUUUAAAUAUAAAGAAAGAACUUCAGAGUUAGAUGUACUAAUUAUUGGCCAGAAUGGAGUAGAAAUUGAUUAUGAUUCUUCAUGUAACACUCUUGCUGAAACUGACAAUCCUGAUCAUUGUGAUGAUGAAUCCAUUGAGAUCUUGAAUGUUGAUGAUAGUGAUGAUGAAUCAGUUGAGAUUUUGAAUGAAUGUCUUAAUAAGAAGAAGACUAGACCAAACUCACCAUUAGUUUCUCCUAGACCAUGUGAGAUUAAGAAGACUAUUGGAAAAACUACAUCAUUGAAUUGGCCAAGAGAAAAUAGAGCUCAAGAAGUAGCUGCAAAAUUCAUCUCAAGCAAUCCUUUUUUCACUGUUCUCAUAAAACCUAAUCAUCUCUUACAUUAUGUGUUGACUGUACCAAAUUUAGAAGGGGUUAUUGAGAACGAAGAGAAGAAUCUGAUUCUGCAGAUUGGGAAAACAUCAUGGAAUGUGAAAUUGCUUCGAUUUAAGAAGAAUUCAAACUCUCGCUUCCUAUCAGCUGGUUGGUCCUUAUUUGCAAGUGAAAAUCGACUGCAACCGGGAGAUGUUUGUGUCUUUGAACUGAUAAACAAAGAGGAUUUAGUUCUUAAAGUUCAUGUUUUCUGA